AUGACUGUUUCGUCUCAAUCGUCGAGAGACGCCUCCGACUUUCCGUCAGAUCUUCCCGUUGCAAAGCUGCAAACAAUUGACCUUGGAAAAUUGCAAGCAGGAGACGAGAAGGAAGCUCUGCGUCUUCUCGAUGCCAGCAGAGAGGAUGGGGUCUUUUAUCUGAAUCUUGACUCGGCGCGUGCAGAGGUUCUUCCAGUCCUCGAGUCCAUCUACAAGCUAUCGGAGCAGUUAUUCGAUCUGCCACUCGAGGAGAAAUCCGUCUACGAUGUCGAUAAACUGGGAACUAUGAAAUGCAACGGGUACAAGCCAGUGGGUAGGAACUUUGGAGGAUUGGAAGGCCAGCGUGACGGGUUCGAGACUUACGUGAUUCCCAAAAACGGAGUGCUGGGCCUGGACAAUCAGCAGGACUUCCUUCGGCUCCCUCUAAUCGAUCAGUACAUGGGAACCUUACAGCAAUUCACCACCUUUGUCAAUAUAACAUCACAAACCAUCUUCAACCAACUCUCCCGUUCCCUGGAGCUUCCCGAAUCCGGAAACCUGAAACUCUUCCAUCGUCUCUCUGCCCCAUCGCCAGACAUCAUCCGUCUUCUGAAAUACCAGUCUCUACCCGCAGAGCAGCGCGGAGUUCCACACGCUGCACACACCGAUAUGGGCACACUGACUUUCCUUUUCACGCGUCAACCCGGACUGCAGAUCCAAGACCCCGGCGAUGAUGUGUGGAAGUGGGUAGUGCCGCGGGACGGACACGCCAUCGUGAACCUUGGUGACGGACUCUCUAUGCUCACCAAUGGCUACUUGCAAUCCUGCGUCCACCGCGUGGGACCCCUCCCCAAUCGCGCCAUGCCUACGCGCUAUUCCUUUGCUUACAUGGUCCGUCCGGAGAAUGCGACUGUCAUGGCCGCGCCGCAGACGGGGCUCAUUCCUGCUCGCGACCCCGACACAAGGGUGCUGACUAGUCAAGAGUGGCUCGAGAAGAAGUACUCUGUUUUGCGUUUGGAUGCACGGCCAGAUGAUCUAGUGUGGAUGAUGACUGGUCAGCAGAAGCGGUAG
This is a messenger RNA of Aspergillus homomorphus CBS 101889, 1050 nucleotides long. Its product is annotated as Clavaminate synthase-like protein. The record is from RefSeq and is a predicted model, not a curated record. NCBI's taxonomy places the organism in Eukaryota, Fungi, Ascomycota, Eurotiomycetes, Eurotiales, Aspergillaceae. Gene Ontology annotation, molecular function: dioxygenase activity. The transcript is spliced from 3 exons. Bases 1 to 1050 code for a protein of 349 amino acids.